This is a messenger RNA of Prorocentrum cordatum, 383 nucleotides long. The record is from the annotation of a GenBank genome assembly. NCBI's taxonomy places the organism in Eukaryota, Dinophyceae, Prorocentrales, Prorocentraceae.
GUGCGACGCGGCUCCGUGCUCAGCGGCGCGAGCGAGGUCUGACCCAGGAUGCUGCGUGCCAGUGCUGCGGGGCUGAGCACGAGACUCACGGUCGCAGAUGCAACGCCCUCGUGCGCGACGGCCCCGACUACGACGCGCUCGAGUUGGCGCUGUGCAUCCCUGUCGAACCUACUGCCAGUCAGCUUCCGCCGAGGAUGUCCACUGAGCUUCGCGGCUGGGGGCAAGCCACAAACGAGUGGGUUGGCACGGUCUACGCCGACGGCGGGAGUCUGUUCGCCAAGGUGCCCGAGGCGCAGGAGGUCAGUUGGGUGGUGUUGCAGCUUAGCGACGAUGGCUACCCCACCAGGGCGCGGCAUGGCAUCAUGCCAGGCCCAGUGUGCACC